GUACGGGGGUGCUCCGUCUCUGCAUUUCUUCCAUAAGUAGUAGCCAAGUUGCUCGCCCCCGCCCGUAGUCCUUUGCGCAAAGAGGAAAAAGGGAGCUCCUCCCACCCCCCGACCGACGCCGCCCGCCGCAGAUCUAUUGCAACACCUCAGCGACUGUGGGGAGGGGAGGAGGGGAACAAGGGGGGGAGGGGAGGAUGGCGGGGAAGAGGGAGAGGAUUGCGAUACGGAGGAUCGAGAAUCUGGCGGCGAGGCAGGUCACCUUCUCCAAGCGCCGGCGGGGCCUCUUCAAGAAGGCCGAGGAGCUCUCCAUCCUCUGCGACGCCGAGGUCGGCCUCGCCGUCUUCUCCGCCACCGGCAAGCUCUUCCAGUUCGCCAGCUCCAGCAUGAACCAGAUUAUUGACCGGUAUAACUCUCAUUCCAAGAUACUUAAGAAAGCAGACGAGCCAUCUCAGCUGGACUUGCAUGAGGACAGCAAUUGUGCAAGACUAAGGGACGAGCUUGCAGAAGCAAGCCUCUGGCUGCAGCAGAUGAGAGGAGAGGAGCUCCAGAGCCUGAACGUCCAGCAGCUUCAGGCCCUAGAGAAGAGCCUCGAGUCCGGGCUCGGCUCCGUUCUGAAAACCAAGAGCCAAAAGAUCAUGGACCAGAUCAGCGAGCUAGAAAAUAAGAGGGUGCAACUGAUAGAGGAAAACGCAAGGCUAAAGGAGCAAGCGUCCAAGAUGGAGAUGCAGGUCGCCGCUGAUUCACCGGUGGUGUACGAGGAAGGACAGUCGUCUGAGUCCGUCACGAACACGUCGUAUCCGCGCCCUCCCCUCGACACCGAGGACAGCUCCGAUACGUCUCUCAGGCUCGGAUUACCACUCUUCAACUCAAAGUGAUUGGCUGGAAAUUAUCUGAAGCAAAGUUGCUUGGUCACAACAAGCUCCUGAAUCGGACCGCGCGCUGCAUCGAAUAAACAGUUUGAGUGCGCUGGAUGAUGUGUGUAAUCUAAAAGAAGGCUGGCUUCUGUUAUAUAGUAUAGUGUGGCACAAUAAGAGAACAGGUUCUUUUGAUAUUACCUGCUACUGGUUUUUCCCGUCCUUGUCCUGUGCUGUAAGGUUUUAGUAGACCCCUGAGUGUCCAUCAGAACUCUGAGUUGCUUCAACCCCUGCAAGUAAAUCAACCACUGGCACAGUGGCAUAUUGAUUUCAACAUAAGAAGAAAAAAGUUUGUUAUGAUGUUCUUGAAGAA
Molecule: messenger RNA, 1227 nt
Organism: Aegilops tauschii subsp. strangulata
Lineage: Eukaryota; Viridiplantae; Streptophyta; Magnoliopsida; Poales; Poaceae
Product: MADS-box transcription factor 47
Biological process (GO): positive regulation of transcription by RNA polymerase II
Cellular component (GO): nucleus
Molecular function (GO): RNA polymerase II transcription regulatory region sequence-specific DNA binding; protein dimerization activity; DNA-binding transcription factor activity
Source: RefSeq, a predicted model, not a curated record